AAAGUAGUAACGAAACAGAGAAAACCAGCGAUUUUCUCCGGAAAGAUCCUUUCUUCCGUCGCCGCCAUUGACAAGAUGUACUCGGCGAGCGCUAAAAUUGUGAAGCCGCAAGGCGAAAAGCCAGAUGAGUUUGAGUCAUCAAUUUCUCAGGCUCUUCUGGAGCUUGAGAUGAACAGUGACCUUAAGGCACAGCUGAGAGAGCUGUACAUAACAGGAGCCAAGGAAAUUGAUGUUCAGGGCAAGAAGGCUAUCAUGAUCUUUGUACCAGUUCCUCAACUCCGAGCUUACCAGAAAAUCCAGACAAGACUGGUCAGAGAGCUUGAAAAGAAGUUCAGUGGGAAACAUGUAGUAUUUAUUGCACAGAGGAGAAUCCUCCCGAAACCUACCAGAAAGACAAGGAGGAAGAACAAGCAGAAGAGACCUAGAUCUCGUACACUAACUUCAGUCCAUGAUGCCAUCCUUGAGGAUCUAGCUUUCCCAGCAGAAAUUGUUGGCAAGAGAAUUAGAAUUAAGUUAGAUGGAUCCCGACUGAUUAAGGUGCACUUGGACAAGAACCAACAGACAAAUAUUGAACACAAGGUGGAUACUUUCACAGCUGUGUACAAGAAACUUACAGGAAAAGACGUUGCAUUUGAGUUUCCUGAAUAUGUGUUAUAAAUUCACAAAUAAAAUGUGAAUUACAACAUA
Messenger RNA from Saccostrea echinata, 687 nucleotides. RefSeq names its product small ribosomal subunit protein eS7-like. The transcript has 7 exons. NCBI's taxonomy places the organism in Eukaryota, Metazoa, Mollusca, Bivalvia, Ostreida, Ostreidae. Gene Ontology annotation, biological process: ribosomal small subunit biogenesis; translation; rRNA processing. Bases 76 to 657 code for a protein of 193 amino acids. Gene Ontology annotation, molecular function: structural constituent of ribosome. Gene Ontology annotation, cellular component: 90S preribosome; ribosome; cytosolic small ribosomal subunit. The record is from RefSeq and is a predicted model, not a curated record.